GACAAUGUCAACCACAAUGUGGCAGCAACCCAGCUAGCCCUCUACUGGGUGCUAAACAACAACUUAGAAAAAGAAGAGUGGGAUUGUCGAGUCCUCCUAGAACAACAAGAAGCCAUGUCAAAGGCAAGGCUAGAAGAAGAAGAGCAAGAGAGACAACAGACUGAGUUGCUACAAGAAGUGAAGAAGAAGUACCAUCACAAAUAUGCCACAGUCCCCCAGGAUGCUGUAGUCCCUGCAGAUCCCAUCAUCAUCCCUUCCCAGGUCACAGCACAAAGACUCCACAAAGCAGAUUUUGUCAAGCUCUACUAUUUCACAAACAAAGGCCUAUGUGAUGCAGAGCUGACCAUCUGCUCAACAGAUGAUGAUGCCCUAUCCCUCCUCCAGACAGGAGAAGGCAUACACUCCUUCAUACCUCUAGCAUCAGCCCAAGCAAAAGGCACAGUCACCAAAGAUGAAGACCUUGCCUGGGAAGAAUUCUCAGAAGCUGCACACAGGCUAACCAAUGCUAUGAAAGAGAACAACUGGGAGGCUGACAACAUCAGCAAUCACAUCAAAUUCUGGCUGGCGCUCAAAAACCACCCCUGGAGGCAUGGGCACUGUGAAAUAAGCAAGAGAGCCUUGCUUGUCUACCAAGCCAGAGUAUGCAGAAGAUGGCACAACACACUUGAAGCAAUUAAAGACAAAGUCUUCUCAGCUAUCACUUCAAACCAGAGAGCAUGGGAGUGGAACCCAUUGAUUGAGGACCAAGCUCAAAAUGAACUAGAUUAG
This is a messenger RNA of Pisolithus orientalis, 768 nucleotides long. RefSeq lists its product as uncharacterized. The transcript is spliced from 2 exons. The record is from RefSeq and is a predicted model, not a curated record. Lineage: Eukaryota; Fungi; Basidiomycota; Agaricomycetes; Boletales; Pisolithaceae. The annotation marks the transcript as partial.